UGUUUGAUCGAUUCCACUUGUUUAGUCAUCAUGAUGCUGAUCCUGUUGCUCUGUAUAAGAAAGACUAUGGUGGUGGUUUUGAAUUCUGUAAUCCAUCAUGUAAUGGUUACAACAAGAUGUACGAUGAUUCAAGUGAAGGCACCAGUGGUGCUAGAGCAAAUCCACACAAUAUGGAACUGUUGCAAGAGAACACCUUUACUGUUGAUCCUACUGUGACUGAGAGUGGCAUUGCUGAUCAAAUGCGGCUGAUAGAACCAAUAUUGAAUGAUCAAGAUUUCUUCCAGAAGCUGAUGGAGCUAUUCAGAAUUUGUGAAGACUUGGAAAAUAUGGAUGGUCUUCACAUGAUAUUUAAAAUAGUCAAGGGGAUAAUUUUGCUCAAUAGUGCUCAAAUUUUUGAGAAAAUAUUUGGAGACGAAUUGAUCAUGGAUAUUAUUGGUUCUUUUGAAUUGGAGUUUUAUAGAGGGAGUUUAGAUCAGAUGAAAGAAAAUCAGGAGUUCUGUAAAAAAAGGUUCAUUCUUAUUCUUUUACAAGCCGUUCCAAUUAAAAAUUCGAUGGCCAUCUCAAAAAUACACCAGGCAUACUGUGUUGGUUAUUUGAAGGAUGUUGUUUUGGCAAGGGUAUUGGAUGAGGCAACAGUUGCCAGUCUCGAUUCUAUGAUUCAUUCUAACAAUGCUAUAGAAAAACCAAGUGCACUAGAUUGCAGUCCAAGAACAAUUUGCAGAAGGCACAUAAUGGCUGGCUCCUAUCUCUACAAAUGCAUAUGGGAGGCAUUGCAGCAGCGAAUAAGAAUGAUAUUGAUCAACAUGCAGUUGACACCGUAUGUGCUCUGAAUCUGAAUUCAGGUGUGAGUUUCAGAUAUUUUAUGUGCAAAAAAGUAUUAGAGUGCCUUAUGUUUGUAUGUUAGUUAAGCAGAUUAUAGUUAGAACCUGCAGUAGGAUUGAUCAAAAACUACACCCAAUUUUGUAAUAGUCUACUUGCAUAUUUGCAUAUAUUUAAUAAUAAUCUCGUGUCAACUAA
Molecule: messenger RNA, 1017 nt
Organism: Gossypium arboreum
Lineage: Eukaryota; Viridiplantae; Streptophyta; Magnoliopsida; Malvales; Malvaceae
Exons: 10
Coding region: 117-830 (237 amino acids)
Biological process (GO): protein dephosphorylation
Cellular component (GO): nucleoplasm; protein phosphatase 4 complex
Molecular function (GO): protein phosphatase activator activity
Source: RefSeq, a predicted model, not a curated record